This is a messenger RNA of Candidozyma auris, 4746 nucleotides long. RefSeq names its product transcriptional regulator SIN3 (gene SIN3). Lineage: Eukaryota; Fungi; Ascomycota; Pichiomycetes; Serinales; Metschnikowiaceae. The record is from RefSeq and is a predicted model, not a curated record. The transcript has a single exon. Gene Ontology annotation, cellular component: chromatin; Sin3-type complex. Gene Ontology annotation, biological process: negative regulation of transcription by RNA polymerase II. Gene Ontology annotation, molecular function: transcription corepressor activity. Bases 1 to 4746 code for a protein of 1581 amino acids.
AUGACAAACCAACAGGACCGCUGGUCCAACCAGGGAAUGCCCCUAGGCCAAAAUUUCAAAUACGUCGGAGCCUCACAUCAGGAAGGUGACUCGAACCGUCCAGCGCUAGCCUCCAACCGCCAGAACUUGCCGGUGUUGCCUCCCCCUGCCACGUUGGAGGCCGGUGGUCAGCCCUUCUCUCCAUUCCCCAACUUGCCUGCUUUGGGCAACAGAGCCAAUAACUCCACAGGACAUGUGUUUACUAUCCCUCUGAUAAGCUCCAGUGACGAUAGACGCCCCUCUGGUGGGCAUGCUACCACCCAGGGUGUUUCACCUGUGAGCUCCUCGGCAGCACCUCCAGGGGGCCCAGGCUCUGCUCCUCACCUUCCUCACGUCCUGCAAGGCUUUUCUGCGCUUCCUCAGAAUCCUCCUUCACGGUCUUCAAACUCAAUCUACAAUAUCACCAACAGGGAACCUCAGCCGCAGCAGCCUCAAGAUAAGACUGUGAAACAGGAACAGCAGCACGGAGAUCACUCGCAACAACAACAACAACAACAACAACAACAACAACAACAACAACAACAACAGCAGCAACAACAGCAACAACAGCAGCCAUCACAGCAACAGUCCCAACCUUUCCCUCAGGACUCUCUGCUGCAUGGACCCCUGCCUCUGCAAUCUCAUCAAGCUCCUCAUCUGGCUCCUCAAAGUUCCAAACUGCUGCAGCAGGCCCAACAGCAACCUCAACAACAGCAACAGAUGGGUCCCCACGAGCACCAGCGCACGUCUCUGGCUCCAAUUGCUCAGGUCUCGCUGCAACUGCAGCCUCAUCAGGCCCCUGGUGCUGCUACUGCGGCACCACAAGCCCAACCUGGGCCUCUUCCUUCAGGAGUGUUAAACCGCUCGUCGACUUCAAGCGCUUACAGACCUUUGAACGUGAAGGAUGCGUUGUCUUACUUAGAUCAGGUGAAAAUCCAGUUCUAUAAUCAAGCAGACGUUUACAAUAACUUUUUGGAUAUCAUGAAGGACUUCAAGCUGCAGAGUAUUGAUACUCCAGGUGUGAUAGACCGUGUAUCUAACUUGUUCCGGGGCCAUCCAAACUUAAUCCAGGGAUUCAACACAUUCUUGCCUCCAGGCUAUAGAAUCGAGUGCUCUUUGGAUCCUUCCGAUCCAAAUCCCAUUAGAGUGACGACCCCUACAGGAACUACGACGAGACCCAACAUAAACAUACCUCCAGGACAACAGCAACAGCAGCAGCAAUGGGGAAACGAACAAAUGCUUCCCCAUCAAAUGCAGCAAUUUCCCGGAGACCAACAACAGCCUGUUUCUGGUGGCCAAGUUGAAUUUAAUCACGCUAUUUCUUACGUCAACAAGAUAAAGACUAGAUUUGCUAAUCAGCCUGAUAUCUACAAACAAUUCUUGGAAAUUUUGCAAACCUAUCAGCGCGAGCAAAAGCCCAUUGGUGAAGUUUAUGAACAAGUUACCCAGCUUUUUGCUGGCUCGCCUGACUUACUUAAUGACUUCAAGCAAUUUUUGCCAGAUAGUGGCAAUCAACCACUUUUGCAGCAUAAAUCACAAGAUGGGCCAGGUCUUUUAGUGCAUGGUGCUCAGCCUCAUUUGCACGGUGUUGACAAACCACCUUAUUUCCAAGGCAAUAACGGAUCUCAGCUACCACCUUUGGGUAACUUCCAGCCCUCUGCGGGUGGACCCGUUCUUAACGGUGAACAACAAUAUCGACCUCAUUACGAGAUACCGCCACAGGAAGUUGCAAUGCAAGGCGCCAUGAUGCACGAAGAUUUGAGAAGAAGAUCAGAGCAUCUGGCUUUUGAGAAUAACUAUAACGACGAGGCACAAUAUUCAAGCGUUCGUGGUGCUCUCCAACCUUCUAACAACCUGAAGCAUGGUACUCCAGGUGCUCAACCAUAUGUCAAGAAUGGUGUCAAGGUCAAUCCAUCAUUGGUGCCAGGUAUUCCUGAGCCAGUUCCGCCAACGGCUGCUGUUAGGCAAUCUUCGUUACUGGAGGAGUUGGGCUUCUUUGAUCGAGUCAAGAAAGCUAUUGGCAACAAGCAAGCUUACAACGAGUUCUUGAAAUUCCUCAAUCUUUAUUCUCAAGAUAUCAUCGACAAAGCUACUUUGGUUGAAAGAGUUGCAUUCUUCUUGGGCGAUACCCACCAGGAUUUGCUUAACUGGUUCAAGCUGUUUGUAGGUUACAAGCCUGAAACUCAACACAUUGAGGAUAUCACAUUUAAGAAACAUCAAAUUGAGCUUUCGCUUUGCAAAGCAUACGGACCUUCCUAUAGACAGUUACCAAAGGUUGAAACCUAUAUGCCAUGCUCAGGUAGGGACGAGAUGUGCUGGGAGGUGCUUAAUGAUGAGUGGGUGGGGCAUCCAACAUGGGCUUCAGAAGAUUCAGGCUUUAUCUCACACAGAAAGAACCAAUACGAAGAAAUUCUUUUUAAAAUUGAGGAAGAGAGAUUGGAGUUUGAUUACCACAUCGAGGCCAAUUUGCGUACUAUCCAAACCUUGGAAACUAUUGCCAACAGAAUCGCCAACAUGACCGCUGAGCAGAAAGCCAACUUCAAACUUCCGCCUGGUUUAGGCCAUACCUCCCAGACCAUUUACAAGAAGGUCAUCAGAAAGAUCUAUGACAAGGACAGAGGUUUUGAAGUCAUUGAUGCUUUACACGAGAACCCAGCCAUUGCGGUUCCGGUUGUCUUGAAAAGAUUGAAGCAAAAGGACGAGGAAUGGAAGAGAGCUCAGAGGGAGUGGAACAAGGUCUGGAGAGAGAUGGAGCAAAAGGUAUUUUACAAAUCUCUCGAUCACUUGGGAUUGACAUUCAAGCAAGCUGAUAAAAAGCUUUUAACUGCGAAACAGUUGGUCAGUGAAAUCAGUACAGUAAAAGUCGAGCAACAAAACAAGAGAGUGCAUCCUUUGACGCCAAAGCCUCAAGAGCAGCUUCACUAUAAGUUCGAAGAUUUCGAAGUUGUUUAUGAUAUUUUAGGGCUAGCUGAAUUCUUCAUUUUCCACUCGUCAAACUACUCCAGCGGUGACAGAGAUAAGUUAGGUGCAUUUUUCAAAUACUUUGUCGGCUUCUUCUUUGGCAUACCUCAAGAGAGGAUAGAAGAAGCAUUAGCUGCAAGAAGGCUGGAUGAGCCCGAGAAGGAAGGGGAGGUCAGCGCAGUUGAAGAAAAUGGCACAGUAGUCGAACAAAAUGGAGCCUCCGAGACAUCCAGCACUAAAAAGCGAAACCGUGAUCCAGAUUUGUUGCGUGACGUUUUGAAGAAGCAAUCCAAGCCUAGAAAAGAUGAAAAAGAUGCCUCUUCUGCAAGUGAAUCCGAAGAACCAGAUCUUGCUAACGAGGUUGAGAAAUCUGGUGAGUUAUGGAUCCGCACGGCGUCAUCAACGUUCUCAUUGGAUGAGAUGUCCAGAGAGCAAAAGCGUGAUAGAUAUAAUUUCUUCUGCAACACCACUAUCUAUGUCUUUUUCCGUCACUUCAGAACACUUUAUGAGAGAUUGGAAGAAAUUAAAGGUAUGAACGAAGAGGUUGCAAAGGAAAUCAGAUCUCGUACAACUCCCCAAUUCGCCAAGGAUCUCAACCUUCUAUCACAUCAGCUUGAAGAGGUCGGUGUCCAAAUUGACGGAACGAAGGAUUGUUACAAGCAAGUUUUAUCGUUGACUGAAAGAUUACUCGAUGGUGAUAUUGAGCAUCAAUGGUUUGAGGAGAGCUUACGUCAAGGUUACUGUAAUAAGGCGUAUAAAUGUUACACGAUUGAUAAGGUUGUUCAGGCCCUCGUGAAGCACAUGCAUACGAUGAUUACAGACUCCAAGACCUCAGAAAUGGUUGUGUUAUUUGAACAAGAUAGGAAUACUCCCGCUUCUACUGCCAAAGACCAAAUUUUGUACCGUAUGCAAGUGAGGUCUCUCAUGAGCAAUGAAGAAAAUAUGUUCAAGAUUGUUCUUCACGAGCCAGACAACUCAGUGAUGAUAGAGUUCGUUGCCUUGGACGAUUUGACGAUCAACGACCACGAGAACGCGGAGGAGAGCUACAAUUACUACGUCACAUCUUACGUCAUGUCCCACCCGACUGAAGGUGUCCCGGCUUCUAAGAUCAACAUGCCUUUCCACAAACCAUUCAUAGAUGCAGUUGAGGAGGAACAAUGCGAGGGCAAGGCUGUCUCUGAUCUCAGGGUUUCUAUUUGUGAGAAUUCAUAUCGUCUCUUCUUCGAGCCUGGUGCUUAUGAUAACUUCACAUCUAAUCUGAUUCUACAAAAGCAGAAGGAUGCGACACAAUCACAUGAGGAAAAGUUGGAUGCUUUGAACAAACUACUAGAUGAUGAAGAAGUUGGCUGGGCGGCAAACUGUAGCGCAGAGCAAAAGCAAAAACUCGAACUGGACUUUGAUAUUCUUCUCGAAAAGGGUGCUACUGAAUACAAGGCUGCUACGAAAGCUGACGAAGACAUUGAGAUGAGAGAUGCUGAUGAAACUACGGAAAAGGCAGAUGCAAGCGAGGAGGUGCCACAAGAAGACGAAAAAAGGAAGGGCGGUGAAGCGAAGGAUGCAAAACCCGACGACACAGCAUCGAAAGCAAACCCAGACACAACGAUGGACGCAGAUACCACAAUUUAUCACGAUCCAAAUGACACGACCAUCCAACAGGACGUUAAUGAGACUACUAAUGAAGAUGAUACUAUCAAUGCGGGAGUUGAGACUGACAAGGCCUCGAAGGCAGAGUCCAAUGAAGCAAGGGCGGACGAGCCCCAUUCAUAG